CCGUCCUCCCAGCGGAAGGGGCGGGCCGGCAGAAAUGCCCCGCGCUACACAGGCGCAGUGGAGCCCGUGGGCUCCCGGCCUAGCGGCUCCGUUCCGGAGAUUGCGGUUCUCCGAGACUGGCCUGACCACUCCCCCUAGCUACCUGAGGCCAAGGGCUGGGGACGUGGGUGGUUGCUAGGGAACGGCUGGCGGCAAGAUGGCGGCGGCUGGCCGGGGGAGCCGGGGUUCGCUCCAGCGACGCAGGGAGUCGCCGAGGCCCCCGCCGAGGGACGGUUAUGGUGUCUACACGUACCCAAAUUCCUUCUUCCAAUAUGAAGGAGAAUGGAAAGGAGGAAAGAAACACGGUCACGGGAAGUUGCUGUUUAAAGAUGGGAGUUAUUACGAAGGCGAAUUUGUGGACGGAGAGAUCAUGGGGCGAGGCUGCCAACACUUGACCUGGUCAGGAAACACCUACUCUGGACAGUUUGUUUUGGGAGAGCCUCAGGGACACGGCGUCAUGACGUAUGGAGCUGGGGGCCGUUACGAAGGAGAGCUCUGCCGAGGCCUCAGGGAAGGGCAGGGGGUCCUGGUGGACCCAGAUGGACAGGUGUACCAGGGGUCCUUCCAUGACAACAAGAGGCAUGGCUGGGGUCAGAUGCUCUUUAGGAGCGGUGACGAGUAUGAAGGUGACUGGAUCCGGGACGGGCGCCAGGGACACGGGGUACUGCGCUUUGCUGAUGGCUCCACAUACAAGGGACAGUGGCACAGUGAUGUAUUCAGUGGGCUAGGCAGCUUGGCCCACUGCUCAGGGGUCACCUACUGUGGGCUGUGGAUCAACGGCCACCCGGCAGCACCGGCCACGAGGAUUGCGAUUCUGGGUCCGGAGGUGCUGGAGGUGGCCCGAGGCUCUGCCUUCACGUUGCGUGUACAGCUGCAGCGGGACAACGGGGAGACAGCGGAUUGCGAGAGUGGCCGGGUCCUGCGGAUCUCGGCGGGCGUCAGACACGUGCAGCCCCCAGCCCUGUCUGAGAUCAGCUUCUUCAAGGCGGAUGAGGGGCACGGGGAGAAGCCUUUCGAGACCCCAUUUGGGUUCCGGUGCCUCUCCUACCCUCUGGCCUGCCCCACUUCACUGCGGCCGGGGCCCAGGGCUGCCGUGGAACGUGCUGAUACCAACUCACCACUGUCCCAGGGAGAGCCCGGCCCUGCCCUGGAUUCUGGGGCCGCCCAUGGCCAGGGUGAUACCCCAGGUCACCUGCGAGUCCUGUUUCCCCGGAGCGAGCCUGCCCUGCACCUGGGGGGGAUGACGAGCCCCACACAGUGCCUGGGCACCCACCUGUGCCCAUCCAGCCCAGGACCCUUCAGACAGCUGCAGAGGUUCAGCUUCUCGCUUGAAAGUGCCAGACAAGGAAUACACUUCACUGAAAAGCCAUUGAUCCCUCCUGGCUGGGAGGCCUGGAGUCGCCUGGGCCAGGAAGCCCUGUUAGAGACCCAGCCCCAGCUACCCUAGUUUCCAGGCAGCUCUGGGAGCCCUCUGCUCCCCAGGAAGGGGCUCAGACAGCAUGGCCACGCCCCUCCUGCGGACUGAUGCUGACCCUGGGCCCCAUGCCAAGCGCCAAGUGGGAGCUCCUGACCAGCCAGGCAGCCUCGGCGUUUCCUUCCUCUCCCAGCUGGAAGAACAUGGAGCUUGGACUCCGAAGCAGCUCUGCACAUGCAGAGAGAGAAAUCUGGAUUGUUUCCCAGCAGCAGCCAAGCAGGGACCCAUCCCUCCACCGGGUCCCUGAAUGGCUGAGGAGCUGUAUUUGAGGCCGGGCAGCUCUGCACCCCCAGGAGAGGGCCAGGUGCCCACACCCACAUGCGGGCAGGGCCCACCCAGCUUGCCACCCGCAUGGGGGCAGGGCCAGCAACCAGAGCACAUCAGCUCACCAGAGAGGGCCAAGUGAGGCUGGACACAGACGUGGCUUUCCCUGCCAAACCCACUUAGGAUGACUCUCUGGGCAGGGGGCCUAAGACCUGCAGAAGCUGUGCAUCCAGUGCCCCUCACCCAGGCACCAGGCACAGCAGUCAGGAUGAGCCCCACGCUGGUCAGCCCCUGUCCAGCAGACCUGAGGUGGCGCAGGGCUGACACAAUGCCUGCUGAGUGCACCCUUAUCCUAGGCAGACUGUGUGCAUAGGACCUGCUUUUAGCAAACACCAAAGUGGCUUCAGCCCCAUUCAUGUUUGCUUCUUUACACAAAAGCCCAGAGGGGUGGGGAGGCCCCCUUCUCCAUCUCUCUGGACUCAGUUUCUGCUUCUUAUUUGGCUACCCUGUCAUCUUCCUGUACUACUUCAUGGUCCUGGGUGGCUGCAAAAGCUCCAGCCAUCAAAUGCCUAUCCCACCUGGCAGGAAGGAAAAACCUAAAUGGCAGAACUUGGCCACAUGGAGGUAAAAAGUGCAAUGUGCCUAUAAAAACAGGCUUUUGCCAUCCAAAAAAAGGAGAAGAGAUACUGGCUGUGUUUGCCAAGGAAGGUACACCUCCUGGGCCUGCCCAGUGAAUGCUUGAAACAAAAACAGGAACUGUGGGAGCUGGAGACUGAGCCUUGCGCUCCCUCCACGUCAGAGGCUGUCACCUGUGACCCCGUGACCCCGCUCACAAAGCCGCUGUGAGCAGCCCUGGCCGUGGCUCAUGCCCGUCCCCAAGUGGCACUGGCCUUGGCCUUGGCUCAGCGGGGCGGGGUUGACCUGCAGCCCUGCUCCUGGUCUGUGGUGCUGGGGGGCUGGGGGGCUGCAGGACUCCGGGACCGGCCUCGUGGAUGGCCCAGCACCUCCAGUCUCGCGCCUCUGAGCCCUGGAGCCUUUGUGGUCACGGCGCCUUCAGCGGGGCUGCGAGAUCGGAGGUGGAACGGGCCAGCCGCCCAUGGAGAGCCGCGCGCUGCCUGAGUCAGACCUAAAAUUAAAGUGAGCGGGAGGUGGUGGGCACUGAGCAGUUAUCGAUGUUUCAACGCAUUCCUGAGCCCGGUGCCAGCAGCCAGGCUGGAUGGGGCACGGCCGCCUGGUGCCCAGGACGGUGGCAGGAGGUGGCCACGCAAGGAGGCUCGUGGAGCCACAGCCCCCGGGGGUCCGGCCGCCGCGCAGCUGACCGUGACACAGGGUUUCCAGCAUCACCGAGGUCCCGCGGCAAGUAGGGAGCAAAGCCCCCAGAAUUCGCCUUUCACUUCCACCGGAGUCAGAUGGAGAGAGGCCCCGUGUCAGUGAUACGUAACUGCAAAAUGCACAUUUCGGUAUUCUGUUGAUAUGAAAUAUUUGACUUAACUUUACAAUAGACGAUUUGCAUUUCGUGGAGAAGGAAAGACGACCUCCCAGACGUGGACCGUCGCCAGAUAUUCCAAACCCUAUUUUGAAUAAAUUACAGCACCCAGAUUUCAGCAACAAAGCACAUUGAUUUUACAUUCAGGAGCAUUUUUAUAUUUAGUCUCCUAACCUUUUGUGAUUCCCACCCACGGCUCAGCAAGCAGAGCCUUUGUGCGCCCCGUUCCUAGCGGGGCGUCUGCCUCAGCCCUGUAAUUCAACCCCAUUGACUCAUGGAGCAGGUGCCUGCGAUGGCGGACAGCCGCGUGGCCCAGGCUGGCCCUGCACAUGGGAUCUGGGGACCCGGCGGAGCCACAGCAGCGAGCACAGUCACACUGCUUUUCCUCUCUUCCUUCUCCACUGCACAGAACCCUCCCCUCGAGUGUUUCCUGUUGGCCUGAGUGGUUUCUCCUUUUCAUGUGUUGGACAAACGAAUUGGAGUAGUCAUGAGACGGGACCCAGGAAGAGCCAGCCGUUAUGGUACGAUGAUUUAGAAGAUCAAGGUGCCCUCGGCUGCUAAUUCAGUCUUGCCAAUAAAAGUGGAGGGAUGCAUAGCAGGGGCUCCUGGAGAUUUCAGCGCCCUGUGGGGCAAUACCACACUUCAAUACUAAUUGUCUAUAGCUAAUUAUGGCAGGGCAGCACCAGAGAGCCAUAUUUGUUAAAGGAAGCUUGUGCUAUAAAUUCCUUUUCCGGGAAUCAUCUCAUACAGAGGGGACGUCCCAGAAAAAUACAGUAUAAAAAGACAUCAUGUUGCUUCCAAUGCCAAAACAGUGGAUAAAAAUGGAAAUUUGCUCAGAUAUCAGGGUGAGAUUCUGUCCGAACGCAGCUGGGGGCGUGGGGUGGGGUGGCGACCUGGCAGGGGUGCCACCCCUUCAGGAAGGUGGCUGGAGGUGGGGUGGGAACCCGUGACUGGCGGGUGAUCCCCGCCUUCUCGGGGCUCGGCCUGCUCUGUGGGGAACAGCUCUCUCAUGCUUGUGUUUUGAGACCGGCCCCUCCAUGUGCCCAGGCUAGCCUAGAACUGCUCUCCAGGGUGCUCCGCCUUGCCCACAGUGGCUCUGCCCCGGCGCUGCUGCCCCUGACCGACACUGUGUCCCACUGACCCCUCCUUCCUGGGGCCUCUCCUGCUGGGUUGUCCCUGGCACCCCAGCCCCCCGCUGUCCGAAGCGGCUCACUCCUAAAAGCCAUGAGGUCCGGUGAGUGAGGCUGGGGCAGGGCAGAGGAUGGAGAAUGGUGAGGCGAGCCCUGCACCCUGGGGCUGGGGAGGUGGGGCCACGGGCCCCAGGAGCGGUGACGGGUCCCUGCAGGCUGGAAUCCGAGGCGAAUGUGAGCCGUGCGCAUCACAGACGAACACUGACUUGGUACGCGCAUCUGUGCCGUGCAGCUCCGACGCAGCUGGGCAGCGACCCCAGCAACAGGAGUGGCUCCAGCGCAGGGUCUGGGUCUCCCGAGGGGGCUCUGGGGGUCUCAGAGCAUCUGUCACGGGCAGGGCGGGACUUCAGGCCACCACAGGGCAGGCCUGGGGCAGUGUGAGCAUCAAACACAGUGGGUUGGGCUGGGGAUUUAGCUCAGUGGUUCUGGCGCCUUCCUCGCAAGUGCAAGGUCCUGAGUUCAAUCCCCAGUACCAAACAAAAACAAAAACAAAAACACAGUGGGUGACUGGGAGCAGGGUCCGCUGGACAAGCUCAGAGCUCAGCAGGGCUGCUGUAUGUCAUGGGUCUCAGGAAGAGGGACCCCUGGAGCCUGGCAGACGCCUCUACCGUGGUGCUCCUGCAGGCCGGGUGCCCCAGCAGCACCACGACCCCCCAGUGGCCUCAUAGGACCUCAGCAAGCCCAGCGUUGGGACCCUCCCCAAGGCCUGGCCUACAGCCUUCAGAGGCAUGGGGUCCCACAGUCAGGGACCCGCGCAGGACGCCGGGUACCCAAGAGCCCAGCAGCUCCGCCUGGGCUGUGUCUCCCCAGGGGCUGAGCAGGGACCACAGAGCCCAAGGCAGACAGACCCUGUCCCCUUGGCCGCGGGGCUGGGCAGGGGCCUGGGUGUGGCUGGAAGCCGUCCGCUGGGGGGUUUGUGAGCUGCACCUCGGCGUUUCUGCAGAUUAGAGGGGUGCGCGUGUGCGUGCGUCUGUGUCUGUAUGUUCUGGGGCCCAGGGCCGUGUGAGCCGGGCCAGUGCUCCGCUGCUGUGCUGCCCCCCUUGGCCUUCCUCGGGGCUGCGUGGCACCGCCAUGCCUGGGCCUGGGCCUGAUGCCGGUGGUGCCAGUGCCCACGGGUCUCCCUCCAUCUCGGCUGCCUGAGUGGCCCAGUGCAGGCCUGGCAGGAGUCAGGCCCUUCCAGGCCCUCAGCUGGGUGCUGCAGCCAUGUGUGCCCUGUGGUGUGGCCUUGGUGGUCCCACAUGCCCCUGCGCUGUCUGUGGGUAGAGCUGGCGGGCUCAGGCAGGCGCGGGCAGGGCAGGUGUGUCGCUGUGAGGCCCUCCGGUGGGCAGGGCAGGGCUGCCUCAGAGUCCACCGCCUGCUGGCCAGGCAGUGCCUGCCUUUGCGCCCUCAGCUGCCCGCCCGGCUGGCUCGGCCUCCAUCGGGAGCCUCCCACCUGGGCACCCAGUUGUCACACUCACCAGCGGCCUGGGCCUGGCCUCCGGGCGGUGUGCACUGGUCACCGAAUCUGUUCAGAGCCCCGUGGCCUCUGUCUCUGUCAGCCACCGUGAUCCCUGUGUCAGGCUGGGCCCGGCAGGCAAGUGCAGGUCUCAGGUUCCAGGCACUGACGAGACUCAGGGGCCGUGGGGUGGCGGCGCCCACCGGGAACAGGUGCCUGGGUGCCAUGGUGUCCCCGAGGGCCUGGCCGAGCUGUGCUGUGUACAAACAGCUUGGCUGGGGGGCUCUGGAGUGUGUGGGGGUGGAGAAGGUGGGCUGCAGGGGCUCCGGGGCGCUGGGCCUGGCCUGGGUGUGGAGUGAUGGCUGCCCCUCGGCAGAGGGAGACCCGCAUGGGUGCAGCACCAGCAGGGGUCACAACCAUGCCUUGGGGGCGUGAGGCCCCUGGUUCCCAAAUGCUCGGGGCCCUGGGCAGAUGGAGCUGCGGCUUGGGGUCACAUCUGUGUCCUGGGCUCGGGCUCCAGAGGCCUUUGGCCACCUGUGGCUCUCACCAGCCUCUGCCUGGGGCCCCUGAUCCUGAGCCCUGACUUGGAGACACAUCUGGCCCACCCACUGCUGCACCCACUGGUCCUUGUUCU
Molecule: messenger RNA, 6522 nt
Organism: Heterocephalus glaber (naked mole-rat)
Lineage: Eukaryota; Metazoa; Chordata; Mammalia; Rodentia; Bathyergidae
Gene: Morn1
Product: MORN repeat containing 1
Cellular component (GO): cytosol
Source: RefSeq, a predicted model, not a curated record